AUGUAUUUAAAACUGGUGUUUGCUUUCGUUAUACACCGAUUCAUAUUUGGGAACGAGUCUGCUGCGCGAAUAUUAAUAGAGGGUAUUAAAAAAGGAGGAAUAAAAGAAAGGUUAAUUUUUGUAAAGACCUUUGCAAAGUCUUUUCAAGAUGGUGUCGAUGACCCAGAGACAGAUAAAUCUGCUGCAUCAUUAGAUGUUCAUGUGGGUGACAUGUGUGAUCCAAAGGACUUGCCAGGUUUAGCACAUUUUUGUGAACACAUGCUUUUCCUUGGGACCAGCAAGUAUCCAGAAGAAAAUGAAUAUACAAAAUUUGUUCAUGAGCAUGGAGGCUAUUAUAAUGCAUUCACUUCAUUUGAAAAUACUAACUUUCAUUUUGAUGUCAGUCCUUCUGACCUCGAAGGUGCACUUGACAGAUUUGCACAGUUCUUUAUCUCUCCAUUAUUUACGUCAUCAGCAACUGAGAGAGAAGUGAAUGCUGUUAAUUCUGAACACAGUAAAAAUAUUCAUGACGACAGUUGGAGACUUCAACAGUUGGAGAGAGCCAUGUCUGAUCCUAAUCAUGACUUUUGUAGGUUUGGUACUGGUAACAAAGAAACUCUGGAGAUGAAACCAAAAGAAAAAGGAAUUGAUGUACGUGAUCAACUUUUGAAAUUCCAUGAGAAGUUCUAUUCCAGCAACAUUAUGUGCCUCGCUGUCCUUGGCAAAGAAACCUUAGAUGAGUUAACCGCUAUGGUUGUUCCUUUAUUUGAGAAAGUCGUUAAUAAGAAUGUAGCCAUACCGGAAUGGCUGGAUCAUCCAUGUGGUUGUGAUCAAGUUAAGAGAAAGAUAUGUGCAGUGCCUGUUAAAGAUAUCCGAAAUUUGGUUAUUACUUGGCCUAUUCCUGAUCUACAGUCUUAUUAUACCUCAAACCCUGGCCAUUACCUCUCUCAUCUUAUUGGACAUGAAGGAUUGUACAGUUUACAUGCUGAAUUAAAGUCUCGGGGUUGGGUAAAUACAUUACUUGGCUGUCAGAAACAAGGGGCAAAGGGAUUUAUGUUCUUUACAGUGACUGUAGAUUUGACUGAAGAAGGAAUUGAACAUGUUGAUGACAUUGUUAAACUCACUUUCCAAUACCUUGAAAUGUUACGUCAACAAGAACCAAUGGAGUGGAUAUUUAAGGAAUGUCAGGAUCUUGGUGCCAUGACUUUUAGGUUCAAAGAUAAAGAAAAACCUCGUUUGUACGUCACCCGGUUAUCUGGUAGCCUUCAUGAUUAUCCAAUGCCUGAUGUCCUCUGUGGACAUGACGUGCUGCGUGAAUUCCGUCCAGAUCUAAUAAAAAUGAUUUUAGAUAAACUUACUCCUGAUUUUGUCAGGAUUGUUGUCAUAUCAAAACAUUUUGAAGGCAAGACAGACCAGAAGGAAUAUUAUUAUGGAACUGAUUAUAAGGUUGAAGAAAUUGAAACGCCAACAUUAGAGUGUUGGAAAAAUUGUGGUCUACAUGAAAACCUGAAACUUCCUAUUCCCAAUGAGUUCAUUCCAACCAACUUUGAGAUUUUUGAACGUGAGAAAGAUUCAGCAGCUCUACCAGAAAUAAUUAAGGACUCAACAAUGUCUCGGUUAUGGUUUAAGCAGGAUGAUAAAUAUUUUCUCCCAAAGGCAUUUUUGAACUUUGAAUUUAGAAGCCUGCUUUCAAAUGUCGACCCGGUGCAUACUAAUAUGACAAAAUUGUUUGUGUUUGCAUUCCGAGAUGCCCUUAAUGAAUACACUUAUGCUGCAGAGAUAGCUGGGCUUUAUUACACUCUUGAAAACACUUUGUAUGGAUUGUCGCUAUGUGUGAAAGGUUACAAUGAUAAACAAUUUGUGCUCUUGAAGAAAAUAAUGGAAAAACUUGUCAACUUUACUGUGGAUCCAAAACGUUUUGCAAUUCUUAAAGAAUUGUAUGCCCGUUCAUUGAGUAACUUCAAUGCUGAGCAACCACACCAACAUGCCAUCUAUUACAUGUUCAUGUUAAUGAAUGAACAAUUCUGGAGCAAAGACCAACUCUUAGAAGCUGUUGAAGAUAUCACCUGUGAACAGUUACAGGCUUUCAUUCCACUUUUGUUGUCCAAAAUGUACAUAGAAGGCUUGGUUUAUGGAAAUACAACAAAAGAGAAAGCUCUUGAACUUCUAACCAUGAUGGAAGAAACAUUCCUGGAGAAAGGAGUGAAGCCUCUUCCUAGGAGCCAACAAAAAUGGUACAGAGAACAUCAGUUGCUUGAUGGUGAUCAUUACGUGUAUAAGGUGACGCAAGAUGUGUGGAACAGUUCAUCAGUUGAAAUUUAUCUACAGACUGGAGUGCAAAGUACAGAGUCCAACAUGGUGUUGGAACUCUUUUGCCAAGUGAUCAAGGAAGUUUGCUUUACUGUAUUGCGAACCCAGGAACAAUUAGGCUAUCUAGUCCACAGUGGAGUCCGCAGGUCUCGUGGCGUCCAAGGCAUGAUUCUCCUUGUCCAAACUGACCACUCAGCUGACCAUGUUGAGGGCAGAAUGGAAGCUUUCAUACAUUCCAUUGGGGAAUACUUAAACAACCUAACUGAAGAUGAAGUCCGGAUGCAUAUUAAAGCCCUGGCAAGUAAACGAUUGGAGGUGCCAAAAAAACUGACUACACAGAACUCCAAAUAUUGGGUGGAAAUCACUUGUCAAAUGUACAAUUUUGAUCGUGAUAAUAUUGAAGUUGCUUACAUGAAGACACUGACAAAAUCAGACUUGAUAGAUUUCUACAAAGUGUCAAUUCUUACUUUUUUUUCUUUUUUUUUUCUUUUUUCUUUUUUCUUUUUCUUUUUUUUUUUUUUUUUUUUCUUUUUUUUUUUUUUUCUUUUUUCUUUCUUUUUUUUCUUUUUUUCUUUUUUCUUUCUUUCUUUCUUUCUUUCUUUCUUUCUUUUUCUUUUUUUCUUUCAAUUUCUUUUCUUUCUUUCUUUCUUUUCUUUCUUUCUUUCUUUCUUUCUUUCUUUCUUUCUUUCUUUUUUCUUUCUUUCUUUUCUUUCUUUCUUUUUCUUUCUUUUCUUUCUUUCUUUUUUCUUUCUGUCUUUCUUUCUUUCUUUCUUUCUUUUCUUUUCUUUCUUUCUUUCUUUUUUCUUUCUUUUCUUUCUUUCUUUUCUUUUUUCUUUCUUUCUUUUUUCUUUCUUUCUUUCUUUCUUUCUUUCUUUCUUUCUUUCUUUCUUUCUUUCUUUUCUUUCUUUCUUUUCUUUUUCUUUUUUUCUUUCUUUCUUUUUUUCUUUUUUUUCUUUUUUUUCAAAACAAACCUAG
Acanthosepion pharaonis is the source of this 3264-nucleotide messenger RNA. NCBI's taxonomy places the organism in Eukaryota, Metazoa, Mollusca, Cephalopoda, Sepiida, Sepiidae. The record is from the annotation of a GenBank genome assembly.